AACGCACUGACGCUACACGCACGAUCGUAGGAGACAUGACUCAGGAGCAGUCCACCGUACCGGACCUGAACUCGCCACCCUUCUCGCGGCUGUUCGUUCUCUGUGGUAAGCAGGUGACUGCUGGUGCUCUCGAAGAAUUCUUCGCCCCGUACGGCACGGUUGAACAAUGUCACAUCGUGCAGGACCAAUCUACCGGCCAGUCGAAGGGUAUUGGGUUUGUGAAGUUUCAGAAAACAUCUCAAGCCGCCCGUGCCCUCAAAGAAGCGGACGGUAAGCAUAUCGAACCGGAACCGAAAGCGAUCAAAGUGGAGAUCGCUUCCAGCACGGUAGAAUCAAAGCCCUUGGACUGUCUUCGUCUGAAGGUGAAGUGUCCGGCAGAUCUGGACAGCGAAGCCGUAAAGGCAGAGUUUAGCAAGAUCUCGGCCGUCAACAGUGUUCAGCUCGUACCGGAUAAGAAAUCGCCCGGCAAUAAUGUGGCCUACCUAACAUUCGAGUCGUUCCUCGAUGCGGCACUAGCGUUCGAAACGGCUAAACCCGAACACAAGGCAAAAUUUGCUAAAAUUAAGCCUCGCAAGGUUAGCCUGGAGUCACAGCCGCAGGAAACGAGAGGUUUCUUCAGACCAGUCACACGGCGUCGUUCUUCGGCACUGUUGCCACCCACCAAGCUAACCGUGCUCUGCAGCUCAACCUUAACUCAGAACCAAAUCUGGCGCCUGUUUGACAUCAUACCGGGACUGAUGAAUUGUUCCAUUUCGCACGACGGUGGAUCGAUCUCGUCCGCAACCGUUACCUACAACAACACGCAGUCUGCCAAGUAUGCCCGGGAGAAGCUGCACAAGUUUGAAUACCCGAUCGGGGAGAGAAUUGUAGUUCGUGAUGCAAGUGAAUAAUAAAGUGGUCUCAUGAA
Anopheles maculipalpis is the source of this 907-nucleotide messenger RNA. Its product is annotated as RNA-binding protein 45-like. NCBI's taxonomy places the organism in Eukaryota, Metazoa, Arthropoda, Insecta, Diptera, Culicidae. The record is from RefSeq and is a predicted model, not a curated record. Bases 36 to 890 code for a protein of 284 amino acids. Gene Ontology annotation, molecular function: RNA binding. Gene Ontology annotation, biological process: positive regulation of mRNA splicing, via spliceosome. Gene Ontology annotation, cellular component: spliceosomal complex. The transcript is spliced from 2 exons.